Trachymyrmex cornetzi is the source of this 1758-nucleotide messenger RNA. RefSeq names its product roquin-1. NCBI's taxonomy places the organism in Eukaryota, Metazoa, Arthropoda, Insecta, Hymenoptera, Formicidae. Gene Ontology annotation, biological process: protein polyubiquitination; ubiquitin-dependent protein catabolic process; nuclear-transcribed mRNA catabolic process, deadenylation-dependent decay. The record is from RefSeq and is a predicted model, not a curated record. Gene Ontology annotation, cellular component: cytoplasmic stress granule. Gene Ontology annotation, molecular function: ubiquitin protein ligase activity; RNA stem-loop binding; mRNA binding. The coding region runs from base 1 to 1758 and encodes 585 amino acids. The transcript has 10 exons.
AUGAAGAAAAUGAUAAGAAUGCCGAUACAGGCACCACAGUGGACUGAAUUCCUGUCGUGUCCAAUCUGUUGCCAUGACUUUGACGUGGCUAUACGAGGUCCCAUAUCACUUGGCUGUGGCCACACCAUAUGUCGUGCUUGCUUGGCCAAUUUACACCGCAAGCAAUGUCCUUUCGAUCAGAGCAUUAUCAACACCGACAUCGAAAAAUUACCUGUAAAUGAGGCACUGUUACAAUUACUGGGCAAUCCGAUUGUUGCUUCAUCAACACCUGCAUCGAAUCAACAGCAGAAUUAUCAGAAGCUUCUGCCAGCCGAUCAACAUGUUAAUUACCUGAGGGCUAAGAAUUGCAUUGAAGAACUUGCUCUUUAUCUUAAACCAUGUCAAAUUAGUAAUACUGCAGGCAUCGGAAGCGGAGGUGGAGGAUUGGUAUCACGACCCAUGCAACGCAAAUUGGUGACGUUAUUAGGUUGUCAAUUAGUCGAACCAGAAGGUAGAGCACGUGCAUUGCGUGCUGCUCGUAGUCUUGGUGAGCGCACCGUCACAGAGCUUAUACUACAGCACCAGAAUCCUCAACAACUCAGCGCUAAUCUUUGGGCGGCCGUGCGUGCACGUGGUUGUCAAUUUCUUGGACCAGCGAUGCAAGAGGAAGUUCUCAAACUUGUGCUAUUGGCUUUGGAGGAUGGCUCUGCUCUGUCACGUAAGGUAUUGGUGAUGUUUGUAGUACAGCGUCUGGAACCACAUUUUCCUCAAGCUAGUAAGACCAGCAUUGGACAUGUGGUGCAGCUUUUAUAUCGGGCGAGUUGUUUUAAGGUAUCAAAGCGCGAGGGUGACUCAUCUCUAAUGCAAUUAAAAGAAGAGUUCCGUACUUAUGAAGCUCUAAGACGGGAGCAUGAUGCACAGAUUGUACAGAUAGCCACCGAGGCAGGCUUGCGUAUUGCACCUGACCAAUGGUCAGCGUUGCUCUAUGGCGAUACUGCUCACAAAUCUCACAUGCAAAGCAUCAUUGAUAAAUUGCAGACACCACAAUCGUUCGCCCAGAGUGUCCAGGAGCUUGUAAUAGCGUUGCAACGUACACCGGAUCCUGGACAACUGAGCGGUCUCAGGCCACAGUUGGAAUUAUUAGCUGCCAUCGAUCCCAGUCCAGAGACAGAGCCACCAAGCUUGGCUGAAUGUCGAGCGGCUCUAGAAGCCGUGAGAAUAGUAGUGGCUACGUUAGUGGAUUUCGUUCGACAACAUGGAAACAAUGGCACAUGCGGUAACAAUCGGAAAUCAGUGCCGCAGGAUAGUGGAGGUGGCGGUCCCAUUGGGAGCUCAUGUCCAGGUACAGCGACCAGCAAAUACAAAGUCAGCAUGUGCAGAGAUUUAGCCCUGCGCGGCACUUGCCCACGAUCCAACAAUUGUACCUUCGCUCAUAGCGACACCGAGCUUGAUAAGUACAGAUCAAAAAAUCGUAAAUUAAGUGUCAGAGCAAAUUCAAAUCAGACGGAAUCGAAGGGUGAGAAGAACAACAAGAUUUUUAAUAAGCAAAACGGUGAUUUAACGACUUACCAUUCCGUAAAAGCACAUGACAGUGAUUACUUCAGAUGGUCCACCCUACAGAUGAAAAGAUUCAUCGGACAAAAGGUAAAAUCAAUUUCCGUGAUAUGGAAUACGAACACGGCACGUGUCACCACCAGUUUAGGACCCUACUGUGAAAAAUGGACAACAUUGGAUGUUGAAAAUCCAGAAGAUAAGAAAAACACGAUAACGUUCAAUUAA